CGGAACUGCUACUUGACCAAGAAAGGGAACCGACAAGUCGAUACCGGCGUUGAUUCGACUGAUCCCAUCCCCGCGCGGAAGAAGCCGAGGGUUGAUUGAAAAGGUCCACCUGGAAAGAGGACACAACCAGAGCUACACGAUGCGUUGGCCAUGGGCCCAUGGACUACUGGACGGAUGAUGUUAGGUUCCUCACAUGGAACAGGUUUCCCUUGUUGCCAUCCCUACAUCCGGUGGUUCAAGGGCACCUGCACCUCGGGAGGAGAUUUCACCACAAGCUUAUCAGUGCUACGCAGCGGCUCACCACGAUCUGCUCAACCAGCUAUAUCUGAACAAGAUCGAUGGCUACCUCCAGCCAAGCUUUCUGACGCUCGUGCACCAUAUGGCCAUUGCCGCUCGAGAAACCGUUCCACCUAAAGGCAUGGCUUUGGUCGUAAAGCAAGUCAAUAAGUUGAGCAACUGGCCAGUGUUGUGGUGGGAAAACUUGGAAGUCAUCCGCCUUGUGACUCGCCAGGUACCCAUUCAAGUCAUCAUACAUAGAGGCGGUAUCAGCCAUCCGUAUCUCAAGCUGACCGUGGCGCUCCGACUAUUGGAGCAGUUCAUGCCGCUGCGGCAGGCGGACUUCUUCAGACUGAGCGACGACGGGCGCCACUUUGCCUUACUUUUUCGCGAAACCCAACGCAAACGAACGGCAGUGAGGGUGAGGGAAUACGCGGAGGCAGGAGGGAGAUAGCGAUGGAGGAUAUGGUAGUCGGUGGCGGCGGUGGGGGGCG
Molecule: messenger RNA, 770 nt
Organism: Fimicolochytrium jonesii
Lineage: Eukaryota; Fungi; Chytridiomycota; Chytridiomycetes; Spizellomycetales; Powellomycetaceae
Exons: 1
Coding region: 194-730 (178 amino acids)
Source: RefSeq, a predicted model, not a curated record